Molecule: messenger RNA, 825 nt
Organism: Folsomia candida
Lineage: Eukaryota; Metazoa; Arthropoda; Collembola; Entomobryomorpha; Isotomidae
Product: ATP-dependent DNA helicase PIF1
Exons: 1
Coding region: 1-825 (274 amino acids)
Source: RefSeq, a predicted model, not a curated record
AUGCGCCAAGGGACUGACCCACUAUCUAAAAUAUGCUCUGAGCUUAGAGUUGGUAAUUUGUCAGAAGAAAGUUUACGUUUACUGCAAGACAGACUGAAUUUUGACCAAACAGAAUUUGAGAAUGCUGUACGAAUUUUUCCAGAGAACCAAAUGUGUGACGAAUAUAAUAAAAAACGGACUAUACAACUCAGACGAACUCAGCGCACUUAUAAAAUUAAGGCGCAAGACACGUAUGCAGACGGUACUAAGCAAGGGCGAACAUACCCUGAACAAUCUUUGCCUACAACGAUUGAUAGAACUGGUGGAUUUCCAAACGGGAUAGAAUUGGGUGUCGGUAGUAGAGUCAUGCUUCGUAAAAAUAUUGAUGUUAUGAGUGGAAAAAGUAAUGGCACUACUGGGGUGGUUCGUAAAAUUGAAUGGACCAUUGAUAUAGACCAACAGAUUUCUGAGGGUGACAUGCCAAAAAGAGUUUCUAUUCUUUUUGAUCACGAGUCCGUAGAAACCUGGAUUGAACCAACAACUGUAGAAUUCUUCGCAAGAGGGCAGCAAAGAGUUACUCGUCGAACGCUGCCUCUGAUUUUGUGCUGGGCAAUUACAACGCAUAAAACCCAAGGUUCCACAUUAAAUCAGGCGGUGGUAUAUUUAGGCAGCAAAUGCAAAACCAAGGGAUUAGCGUAUGUCGCUAUAUCCAGGGUCAGAACACUUGCCGGGUUAGGCAUUAUCACGUUAGAUCCUAGAAAGUUGUUGACGACAGGGAAAUUUAACCCUGCAGAUACUGACGCUCUGGAUGAAUUGGAAAGAUUAAGAGCAACACUUGAAAAUUAA